This is a messenger RNA of Mycena indigotica, 1779 nucleotides long. RefSeq names its product Glycoside hydrolase family 76 protein. The transcript has 12 exons. NCBI's taxonomy places the organism in Eukaryota, Fungi, Basidiomycota, Agaricomycetes, Agaricales, Mycenaceae. Gene Ontology annotation, biological process: carbohydrate metabolic process. The coding region runs from base 1 to 1779 and encodes 592 amino acids. The record is from RefSeq and is a predicted model, not a curated record.
AUGCUUCCUCUUUCCCUCCUCCUUACUCCUCUGGUGGCAAAGGCAGCCGCACAGCUACCAGGCCCAUCCUGGCGGAAACCGAGUAUCACAACCUCGCUCGAAGACCGGAUCAGCGUCGCCCAAGGGGCCAUCUCGCGGGCUAUCUCGCAGCUGGAUAGCACGAACUUUAUGUUUCCCGAUCCAACCCACUCUUACCCGCGAUCCGGCACGCUCUACUCUCAACUCGCGGAGUUCGAUCAGCUCACCAACCAGUCGCGGUACGCUGCGGAUUUGGGAGGAUAUUAUGGCUCAGCGAAGACGGUGCUCGACAACAUGGGAGCAAAGAACUUCUCGGGCUUCAAUGUACUCAACGAUGGCCUGACCUUCGGACACGGGGCUGCUAUCGCCUACAAAACCUACAAUGUCCCUAUCUUUCUUCAGUAUGCGAAACAGUCGUGGUGGGCAGCAGUCCCGUACACCCUCACGCAAACAGCGCUUGACGCGGGAAAGAUCGCGUCCAAGAGUUUCAACCUCAGCUCGUCAUGUCAAGGCAUUAGCAUGGCUGGCGGGGUAUUCUGGAACAAAGAUGUGAACAACUCUGACAUCGUCAUGAUUGCGACAGGCGCUUUUUUCAUCCUUUCGGCCAUGCUGGCCGAAGCAACCGCGGACGCAAUGUACCUUGCCGCGGCAGUCCAGUCCAUGUCAUUCAUCCGCUCGCAUCUGUACAACGACCAAGGUCUCGUUAGGGACGGGAUAUCUGCUCGCGCCACGGACAACUGUGCGCUGGACAAGGUCGGCCUAUUCGCAUACGACUCGGGGCCUAUGAUCGAAGGGCUCGCGGUCUUGUACUCUGUCUCGCAGAACACGACUUAUCGCGACAUGCUCGAUGAGCUGAUAAGCGCCGCUCUCAAGACGAACAGCUGGCAGAAUGAAACUGGAAUCAUCCAGAACGGCGUUGGUCACACAGGCGACAUGAUGAUACCUCGCGCGUUGGUGGCCGCAUAUUCCCGCAAUGCAACCAGCCCCUCCCUGAGACCAUCCAUCCGCGCAUACCUAGCUGUCCAGUAUAACGCCGUCGCGGAUCUCGCAACACAGAACAACAGUAAUAUUUAUGGCGCGUAUUGGAGUGGACCUGCGGGCACCAAGUUUGACACGGGCUACCAAACCAACGCCAUCCAAGCUUUGAUAAGCGCCUUUGCGCUUGAUGACCCCGCAUCUCCGAGCUCAAGUGGCUUCUCCUCACAAGCGCCACCCAGAGCGACCAACUCGAUCUCUCCCGGGCCCACCCCGCCUCCCAAAGCCAAGGCGUCUGUCGGCGCUAUUGUAGGCGCCAUUGUAGGCGGAAUCAUUGCCCUCUGCUUGCUGGGUCUUCUGCUGCUCCGCUGGAGGCGAAAACGGAGAGAUAUGCGUCAGCUGACAAUGCCUUUCCCCAACUCUGCCCUCGAUAUCAAAGAUGCCUCUGCCGGCGAUGGGCAUUCGCCUUCCCGCCCCGCCGCUCCCAACCCCAAGCGACGCAUUCUGCCCGUUCGAAGAGCUCCCUCGCAGUCCCCAAGUUCCGAGUCAUGGGCAGCACCGCCGCCAACCCCGGCCAGCGGCGAGGCUCGCGCCGACUUGCAAGAAUUGAGUCCGUGGCCUUUGUCUGUCAAGCAGCGCAGCGUCUCAGUAGUUGCGGUUGGUCGGGGACAGCCGGAGCUGACGACGGAGGAGCUCUUGCGCAUGCUCUAUAACAGGAUGAACGGCGCGAAUACCAGCAUGCGGGUUGUGGACGAGGAGGCGUUGCCAGAAUAUCGUACAGCUUAG